Scylla paramamosain (green mud crab) is the source of this 823-nucleotide messenger RNA. RefSeq names its product small nuclear ribonucleoprotein Sm D2-like (gene SmD2). Bases 150 to 512 code for a protein of 120 amino acids. The transcript is spliced from 4 exons. The record is from RefSeq and is a predicted model, not a curated record. Gene Ontology annotation, biological process: RNA splicing; spliceosomal snRNP assembly. Gene Ontology annotation, molecular function: RNA binding. Lineage: Eukaryota; Metazoa; Arthropoda; Malacostraca; Decapoda; Portunidae. Gene Ontology annotation, cellular component: pICln-Sm protein complex; catalytic step 2 spliceosome; U4/U6 x U5 tri-snRNP complex.
UAUUAAUAAGGAGUGAAUAUUCAAAUAGAAAACUAAGAGUAGACAAAAAUACAACAAACCGAACAUAGGCGUCACCGGGAAGACACAAACGUUCACCGCUACUUGAAUAUCACCUCUUCUCUUCAUCAUCCUUUAUCUCCUGCAUCACAAUGGCCGUGGCACAGAAGCGACGGAGUGACAUGACCCCAGAGGAGUUGUCGGCUUUAGAGAAGGAAGAAUUUGCAACGGGACCUCUGCGCAUCUUGAACGAGAGUGUGCAGAACAAUACGCAGGUCCUCAUUAACUGCAGGAACAACAAGAAACUGCUUGGCCGGGUGAAGGCGUUCGAUAGGCACUUCAACAUGGUGCUGGAACAAGUGACUGAGAUUUGGAUGGAGCAACCGAAGACCGCCAAGGGUCAGAAGAAGGCUAAACCUGUCAACCGGGAGAGAUACAUACAGAAGAUGUUCCUACGAGGGGAUUCAGUCAUCAUCGUCGUUAAAAACCCACUCGGGACGCAACAGACUGCAUAGAGAGAGAGAGAGAGAGAGAGAGAGAGAGAGAGAGAGAGAGAGAUUGUGUUUUGGCUAAGCUUGUGAGAGAGAGAGAGAGAUUGUUUUGGCUAAGUGAGAGAGAGAGAGAGAGAUAUAUUGCAUUAUGAACAGUCUCUCUCUCUCUCUCUCUGUGUGUGUGUGUGUGUGUGUGUGUGUGUGUGUGUGUGUGUGUGUGUGUGUUUCAAUGUAAAGAAAUAAACAAUCUUUUUUAUUUAAUUUAUAUUGUGUUUUUCAUCCUUAUGUUUAGUUAAGUCUCUCUCUCUCUCUCUCUCUCUCUCUCUCUCUCUCUC